Messenger RNA from Thelazia callipaeda (thelaziosis nematode), 1452 nucleotides. Lineage: Eukaryota; Metazoa; Nematoda; Chromadorea; Rhabditida; Thelaziidae. The record is from the annotation of a GenBank genome assembly.
AUGCCUAGUAGCAGUAAAAGCUCAGGAUGUGAUGAAAAAGUGAGAGGAAGAGAAAAAAUCCCGAAAGGUACAUUGUGUGUUGUUUGCUCGGAUUUAGCCAGUGGUAUUCACUAUUCGGUUGCUAGCUGUAACGGUUGUAAAACAUUCUUCCGGCGUGCACUUGUGAAUAAACAAGUCUUCCAGUGUCAAUUUUCCGACAAUUGCAUCGUAGAUAAAUCAGUACGAUGUGGUUGUCGAAGUUGCAGACUAAAAAAAUGUUUCAAAAUGGGAAUGGAUCCAAAUGCUAUUCAACACGACAGGGACAAAAUUCGUUAUACCAAACGGUCAAAAAAGGCAAAAGAUGAAGGAAAAUAUGAUGCUAAAGAAGUUUUUGGUGUGAAACCAAUGAAAGAGGAGGGUGAAAGCAGUCCACAAAGCAAUGUUUCUCACGAUGACGCAGUUGCAAGUCCAUCGUCUAGUUUUGCUGGACAGAGCUUGGGACCGGGUAGUAAUGGCCCAUAUUUUGACCAAGAUAUCCAAGACGUUCAAACGGAAAUGUCUAUAUUGCUUUCUGAUUUAUUGAAUUUGGAACUCAAGGUAGACAGUUUACGUUGUUCCAACAAAUUCCCUCCUCAUACUUCCGCUGCAUCAUGCAUGUAUGAUCGACGACUUUUAGAUGAUGAAGCUUGGCUUUCAGCUUAUACAGUUCCAGUGCAACCUAUCAUAAUUCCAAUGCCUUGUGAUCGUGGAAAUAUGCGUACAUGGUUUGUUAAAGAUCUUACGUUAAUGAUUGAAUGGGCGAAGUGUAUUCCUCAAAUGAGGCAACUCCUGCUCAAUGAUAAGCUUGCGUUAAUCAAAGCAUUUGCACCUGUUUAUCCAUUAAUCCAGUUAGCAUAUUAUUCAUGCAAGUACGAAAAAGAUAAAUAUUUACAAAAUUCAUUGGAUAUCUUAUUGACAUCGUCAUCAUUCAUGAACACAAAAUUAUCGUUGGAUCCAAAUACAAAAGUUGAUGAAUCUUCUGUAAAGGUUGAACGAUUGUGGUAUCCUGAUGGACGUUUUUUGGAAAGAGAAGAUAUUGACAGAAAUGAUACAUUCCCCAGUGGGAAAAAAAUCCUACCGAUCAAUGCUCUGCUCAUUGAUGGCGUGUGUCAUCAAAUUUUACGACUAAAACUUUCUGAUAGCCACAUGGUUUUAUAUAAAGCCAUGUUAUUUUUCAAUCCAGAUGCUGAUGGGUUAUCUGUAAGAGGAAGAGCCACUGUCGGAGCGGAAAGAAUAAAACUUCUGAAUUAUUUGUAUGCACAGAUUAUUCGUGAUCGUAGAGGAAGGCAUGCUACUGAAUUGUAUUCGAGUAUGCUUAUGAUGACAUCAACACUCAUCCGUAUUGCUUCAUAUUUAAAACGAACCUUCGACAUAUCACACAUAUUUGGUCCUGCCGAUGAUUUGAUUGAUCAGUUGAUUAUUGUUGGUCUAUGA